AAAUUGCCGGUCCAAAACCAAAAUAAGAAGGAAAAAAAUCGGUGGGGUUUAACAAAGGGGGGCGCCUGCAACGACGGCGACGGAAACUGCAAAUCCGGAGAACGUAAAUACCCGGUCUCAUUAGCCUGCCCGACAAUGGUUUCUCUUUCCACUUGGUGCCGAUACAUAGUCAACAAGCUCGAGUACUCCGUCUCUCUCAGUUUGAAGAAUUACAAGGGAGGUCAAAUCAGUAACCAAGAAGUGAACCAAGUUGUAAAAAAUCUAUUUCAGGGAAAGUUGACUUACUUCCACUGGAAUAAAGGAGAGGAAAUGGCUCCAACUAUGGGAGUACAUGGCGGAACUCUUCUUGUUAGGAAGAUACCAGAUGCUGAUACAUCCCAUGUUUUUGUUGGAGACGUUGUGGUCAUGAAGGACCCUGAGAAUCUGGAUAACCAUCUAGUCAGAAGAUUAGCUGCUGUUGAAGGUUAUGAAAUGGUGUCUACUGAUGAAAAAGAUGAACCAUUUACUCUUGAAGAGGACCAGUGCUGGGUGCUGGCUGACAAUGAUAAACUGAAGCCCAAGGAAGCAAGAGACAGUCGAUUAUUUGGUCCCAUUCCCAUGACAAACAUAAUUGGGAGGGCUAUUUAUUGUCUACAAACUGCUGUUGAUCACAGUCCUGUUCAGAACAGUCAUUACAGCAUGCAAAGGGAUUCACCAGUGCUUGAAGUAGAACUUGACAUUGAUGAGAUGGUGAAGAAUCACAAAACGUAAACCAUUGCUACUUACCACUUACUCUUUUGGUUUGUACUUUGUAGGUAUCAUUUUUUUUUUUUAUUGUUCUCUUGCCCAUUUUUCUCAGUGGGAAUGUUUUUAGUUUAACUCUCUGGCAGUAGAAAAUAAAAUUGAUGUAUCAGGUUUGAGUUAUGCCUCAGCGUUUAUUUAUCUUCGACAGAUGCUGGAAUUGGUAAUUGUUUCUAUCAUUCUGUCUGAAGAAAGGAAAAGCACUUCC
Molecule: messenger RNA, 988 nt
Organism: Rubroshorea leprosula
Lineage: Eukaryota; Viridiplantae; Streptophyta; Magnoliopsida; Malvales; Dipterocarpaceae
Source: the annotation of a GenBank genome assembly